Ambispora gerdemannii is the source of this 1080-nucleotide messenger RNA. The record is from the annotation of a GenBank genome assembly. NCBI's taxonomy places the organism in Eukaryota, Fungi, Glomeromycota, Glomeromycetes, Archaeosporales, Ambisporaceae.
AUGUCACAAGAAACAAAAGUCAAUAUGCCUCAGGAGGCACCAACUUACAGUCCUAAUUUAAAAUCGAGCGCAAGUCUACAAGCUUGCGCGUGCAAUUCUUCAGACAGCAACUGUCAAAUACAGCAACAUUUAUUGCAGCCUUCAAUGAAAUCCUGGAAUCCACAUCGAUACUCACUUCAGAAAGCUGUCGUAGUAGGGGAAGUUGCUUCGUUACAAGACGUUCUAAGGGGUAAAAAUAGUCCGCCUUUUGACUUGGCAUCUUUUCGUGUUUUUGCUGAAGGAAAAAUGUGUGUCGAACUAAUUGAUUUCUGGUGUGAUGUUGAAAAGUUUCGAAUCAUUGAUCCAGUGGCACAUGAAGCACAAGCAAGAUAUAUUUAUGAGACUUAUAUAUCAGAGCAAGGUGUCAAAGAAAUAAAUCUUUCUUCUGUAAUGCGGAAACGAGUACAUAAGAGACUUUUGGAAGGAAUAAAAACUGCGGACCCAACAAUAUUUGACGAAACGCAAAACGAGACACAACUACUAUUACUUGCGGAUGUCUAUCCUAAAUUUAUUAAUUACGUGCAUUUACGUAAAAACUUGAUUUUAUCGCGUAAUAUUGCGUUAUGGUGUAUUAAUAUGCCAAGUCUAAAGCAAUUUUUCACAUUCCCAAGUCCAGUGAAUGAAGCAGAAUCAAGAGUGAUCGCUGGUCCAAGACUAGAUCCUCAAGCUUUCAUUGUUAUCUUUGUCCUGCGGCCAUUAUUCGAAGAUAUCUUACCAAUUAUUCGUUCAAAAUACGUGCCAUCAGUACCGAAACAUUUCGCUCAAAUCUGCGGUCUAUUCUUCUCGUUAUUUGGCACACUAUUUUGGUUUUUAAACUACCAUGUGGUCUCAUUCAUAUUUUGGGGAGUAUUAUUUACGGCAGCGUCUUUUGCUGCUAUUUUUGAUUUCUGUAUCGCGUGCGAAUCGAUAUAUUUCGGUGCACGACAUGGAUGGUUGCCGAAAACUUGGUGUGAAGAUUGUACCACGAAUUAUGUUACUGGCAAGAAAACAUCAGCAAAAGCAAUAGAUCGUAAAGUUUCUGAAACCGAAACACUUGUUUAA